GCCCAACCCAAAACCCUAUAAGUAUAUUCUUCCGAAAUUAGGGUUUGCUGUCACAACCUCUACUUCUCAUUCUGUGUUCAGAUCAGAAUCAGAUCUCCGCUUCCCUUACUUCGAGUUCAUCUGCAAACAUGGCGACUCAGAUGAGUAAGAAGAGAAAGUUUGUUGCGGAUGGAGUGUUCUUCGCUGAACUGAACGAAGUUUUGACGCGUGAAUUGGCGGAGGAUGGUUACUCUGGCGUGGAGGUUAGGGUUACGCCUAUGCGAACCGAGAUCAUCAUCAGAGCCACCAGAACCCAAGCCGUUCUAGGUGAGAAGGGAAGGAGAAUUAGGGAACUGACUUCAGUGGUGCAGAAGAGGUUCAAGUUUCCGGAAAACAGUGUUGAGCUUUAUGCAGAAAAGGUGAACAACAGAGGUCUAUGUGCCAUUGCCCAGGCUGAGUCUCUUCGUUACAAGCUCCUUGGAGGUCUAGCUGUUCGCAGGGCUUGCUAUGGUGUUUUGAGAUUUGUGAUGGAAAGCGGUGCCAAGGGAUGCGAGGUAAUUGUCAGUGGAAAACUAAGAGCUCAGAGAGCCAAGUCCAUGAAAUUCAAGGAUGGGUACAUGAUUUCUUCUGGACAACCAGUGAAGGAUUACAUUGAUUCUGCAGUGAGACAUGUUCUCCUAAGACAGGGUGUUCUUGGUAUAAAGGUUAAGAUCAUGCUUGAUUGGGAUCCUAAAGGAAAACAGGGUCCUAAAACUCCCCUCCCAGAUAUCGUCACAAUUCACACUCCAAAGGAGGAGGAAGAGUAUGCCCGGCCUGCUUCUGUUUUGCCAACAGCUGAUAUUGAGGUCCCCGUUGCUUGAAAAUGUUUUAAUUGCUCUAUUAGAUUUAUAUUCUGAAAUAGCACCUUGAGUAUUUGAUGCCGAAGACCCAAACCGAUUUUUGUAGUUUCGUUUCUUUUUAACAAACCUUAUCCCUGAGUACAAGUAUUCAAGCAUAAAUUAUUUUAUAUUCCCCA
Vigna angularis (adzuki bean) is the source of this 994-nucleotide messenger RNA. RefSeq names its product 40S ribosomal protein S3-3. Gene Ontology annotation, biological process: translation. Gene Ontology annotation, molecular function: RNA binding; structural constituent of ribosome. The record is from RefSeq and is a predicted model, not a curated record. The transcript is spliced from 6 exons. The coding region runs from base 129 to 839 and encodes 236 amino acids. NCBI's taxonomy places the organism in Eukaryota, Viridiplantae, Streptophyta, Magnoliopsida, Fabales, Fabaceae. Gene Ontology annotation, cellular component: cytosolic small ribosomal subunit; nucleus.